Patiria miniata (bat star) is the source of this 2167-nucleotide messenger RNA. It is a transcript of the gene riox1, whose product is annotated as ribosomal oxygenase 1-like. The record is from RefSeq and is a predicted model, not a curated record. Gene Ontology annotation, cellular component: nucleolus. The transcript has 15 exons. NCBI's taxonomy places the organism in Eukaryota, Metazoa, Echinodermata, Asteroidea, Valvatida, Asterinidae. Gene Ontology annotation, molecular function: histone H3K4 demethylase activity; histone H3K36 demethylase activity. The coding region runs from base 38 to 1822 and encodes 594 amino acids.
UGGAACUUGAACAUGUUGAAACUGACAGAUUUUGGAGAUGAGUGCUAAGAAAGUUUCAGCUUUUGCUGCAUUAGGCUCAAAAAUAAAGGCGGCUGGUGGGGAGACUCGCGUUGGCAAAGUUGUCAAGAAACAUGCGAUGGCUGAGAAACAGAAGAAAAUUGGCAAGAAGUUUCGGCAAUCCCUCCGAGUCCGAAGGAAAAGCUACCAGCCAGACUCGACCGGUAACCAUCAAGAGACUACCGGCAGGCGUGCGAGAGGAUCGUCACUGAGCCCUGAGCUUGGCAUCAAGGCAGAGGUGACGGAAACAUUGCAAAAUGGCAGAAGGGGUAUAAAGAAAAAGAACAGCAAUGGAACUGCCUCUCCUCCUACCAAACGGAAGUACGUCACCAAACAGCAGCCAGUCAAGACUGACAUUCGCUAUCACGAGGAACCAGGAACAUCAGUGACGAUGCUCCUGCAGGAACUGCCCGCCCCAGGCACAGACAGCGCUGUGGAAGCCGAGAAGUUGUUCCAGUGGCUCAUCAACCCAGUCACACCGGAGGAUUUCUUCAGUGGUCUAUGGGAGAAGAAGCCAUUGUUACUGAAGAGACACAUGCCGGACUACAACUCUGACCUUUUCAGCUCUCAAGAACUCCACAACAUCCUGCGAGAGAAUGACCUCCAAUUCACCACCAACAUCGAUGUGACGACCUACACCGAUGGCAAGAGGGAGACCCAUAACCCUGUCGGUAGAGCUCAUGCACCUGUGGUUUGGGACUUCUAUAAGACUGGUUGCUCAGUACGGUUUCUCAAUCCACAGUCAUAUUCCGAUGCAGUGUGGAAGUUCAACUCCAUGCUUCAGGAAUACUUUGGAAGCUUCGUUGGGGCGAACAUAUACUUGACCCCGGCUGGCUCCCAAGGCUUUGCUCCCCAUUAUGAUGACAUUGAGGCCUUCGUCUUGCAGCUGGAAGGCAAGAAACACUGGAGAUUGUACAGCCCAAAGAACUCCAAAGAAGUCUUGCCCAGAUUCUCAAGUGCUAACUUUACCCAAGAGGAGAUCGGUGAGCCAAUAUUUGACACCGUCCUGGAGCCUGGUGAUCUGCUGUAUUUCCCAAGAGGGACAAUUCACCAGGCAACCACACCAAAAGACAGCCAUUCCCUGCACAUGACGUUGUCGACGUGCCAGCGCAACACGUGGGGGGAUCUGCUGGAGAAACUCCUGCCCCAGACGCUGCAGGCUGCACUGAGUAAUGACCCUGAGCUACGACAGUCACUCCCUAGGGAUUACAUGCAGUAUACAGGCAUUGCCAACUCGGAAUCGACUGACCCUCGGAGAAUAGCCUUUCUCAAGAAGGUUGGUGAGAUGAUGAUAAAGCUAGCCCAAUAUGCAGCAAUGGACGACGCCGCUGACCAGAUGGCUAAGGGAGCCAUGCACGACAGUCUGCCGCCAAAACUGACCCAAGAUGAGCAUGCAUGCAGCAUAUUUGGCAACGGACCUGUGUGCAACAACGGGAGCGUGUCAAAUGAAGUAGAAAUAGAUGAGGACACACAGAUCCGAAUAGUGCGACGGGGAGUGGUCAGACUGAUUGUCGAAGAUGACCAAGUCCGUGUUUACCACACAUUGGAGAACUCACGAGUGUAUCACAGCAAGGAGCCACAGUUUGUUGAAAUACCUGCGGAGGCUGCCUCAGCUGUGGAGUUCCUGCUGCACACCUACCCUGCCUUUACGACUGUCGGCAGUCUGCCGUUAGUUGACGACUGGAAAGACAAGCAAGUGGAAUUGGCGCAGGUUUUUUACGAGAAAGGCAUAGUGGUCACCGAGAAGCCCUUACAGCCUGUUUGACUGAACACGCCAGCAACUGAUACCUGUGAAUCGUAACUUGUCAUUUCAUUUUUAAAUUGAACUAAGCUAAGCUUUUCUGUAAACUUCAGGUAUCAAUUUCUGAUACAUAUUGUGUAGUAGUCGGUCUCUGGUCAGUGCGCGUCGGUUUUAAUCAUGCUCUUUAAUUUUUUUUCUUCAAAUUUUCUGCGGUAGCUACAAUAGCACCCUCUAUUGCCGCACCACCUCAAAUUUUCAUGGACAGCUCGACCUGGGGAAGGGUACAAAGGCAAAUGGAGGGCACCAAGGCAAAUGAUGGAGGACACUAAGGAAUAUGAGGACACAAACAAGCAAAAUAGUGCCCACCUU